CAUUUUAUACUUUGAUCUGAAAGUCUUACCACUCUCGCAUUAAGCUCUUGAUAUUCUGCAGUUUAAGUGCCAACAGAACAAUUGCUGAAGUUCGUUAGAGAAAAUGGUGAUGGUAAAGUUUGUACCCUUGGAAGAGGAAAUGAAGAAAAAUCCCGAAUUGAAAGAAGCUGACAUUCAAGCUUUGAGGGAUUGGUGUCAAAAACAGCCUUAUCUGCCGAAAAUCAAUGAUAGCGAGCUUGCGCUAUUUUUGCACAGUAACGACUAUCGCUUAGAGCCAACGAAAAUUACCAUCGAUGCAUUUUACACCGUGAGGACUCAUGUCCCCGAGUUCUUUUCAAACAGGGAUCCACUGCAGGCCAAAGAUUUCUUGCACAUUUCCAAAGUGGCAAUUAACAUGCCGCUCGAGCAGCCCACUGGAGAUGGCUAUAAGGUGAUUUACGGUGCUCUACAAGACUUCGAUCCAAGCCACUACGAUUAUACGUACAACAUGAAGUUAUUCGGUAUGGUGAUGGAUCUUUGGCUUUAUCAGGAGGGUACAAUGAAAGGUCACGUAAUCAUCGUGGAUUUAAAGGGUUUGGUAAUGGGCCAUGUGGCACGCUGCAGUCCCAUGUCAUUUAAAAAGUUCUUUUACUAUCUGCAAGAGGGUCUGCCGGUCAGGCUCAAGGGCUUUCACUUUAUCAACAUCAAUCCAGUCAUGGAUGUACUUAUGAACAUUAUGAGACCUUUUAUGAAAAAGGAACUGUUGGACAUUUUGCAUUUGCACCAAAGUGCCGAUGGUAUCACAGCUUUUAAUAUUUCUAAAGACAUACUCCCAAACGAGUCGGGAGGUAAAGCUGGUCCGGUAAAGGAACUCUUUGACAAGGAGUUAAAGAAGUUGGAGCAGCAUCGUGACUGGUUUCUUCAGGAGGAACAAACUCAACGUGUUGAUGAGUCCAAACGCCCAGGAAAGGCAAAGAACGCUACUCAUCUUUUCGGAGUUGAAGGAAGUUUCAAGAAACUUGAUAUUGUAUUCGAACAAAAGGAUGUAAAUGCAUGCGGGGGCGGUCUCGUGUACAAAAAUCAUAGCCGAAGUAGCAAUUUUACCGAGUAUGACAUUGGCUACGAGUAUCAUUACAUCAACAUUAUGUCUGGAAGUAUUAAUUUACUUUCUGUACCUUUCGAGGAGGAAUUGAAAAGAAAUCAAGAGUUGAAACAGUCGGAUAUUAAAUCUUUGAGAGAAUGGUGCGAGAAGCAGCCACACUUGCCAAAAAUUUCUAAUAGUGAAUUGGCUUUGUUUCUGCACAGUAAUUAUUAUCGUAUGGAACCUACGAAAACUACUAUCGAUACGUUUUAUACGGUCAGAACGCACGUACCGGAAUUUUUCGCUAAUCGAGAUCCUCUUGGUGACAAAGAUCUCCGACAAGCUUUUUAUAUAUCGUCUUUUAUGCCUCUUAAACAACUAACCAAAGAAGGUUAUACCGUUUUUUUGGGUAAACUCAUUGAUUUUGAUCCGUCAAAUUACGUAUACAACCACAACAUGAAAUUUCUCAAUAUGGCAAUGGACCUGUGGUUAUAUAGUAAGGGAACCACAAAGGGUCAUAUUCUUCUAUUUGACGUCCAAAAAGUGACCAUUGGCUAUGCGGCACGCUUGAGCCCAUUGGGUCUCAAGAAAUUUUUGUAUUACUUGCAGGAAGCUUUGCCCGUUAGAUUGAAGGGAUUGCAUUUUAUGAAUACCACUCCAGCGAUGGAUGUUAUUUUGGGCAUGAUGAAACCUUUCAUGAAGAAAGAAUUGACAGAUAUUCUGCACCUACAUUCAUCAUUGGAAAGUGUGGCACAGUUUUUGCCCGUUGAAGCUCUUCCAAAUGAGCUGGGAGGUAAAGCUGGGCCAUUGAUGGAACUCCACGAAGCUGAAAUCAAGAAGAUUGAAGAGCAUCGGGAUUGGUUUUUAGAAGAAGAAUCACGUGCUCGCGUCGAUGAAAGCAAACGUUCAGGAAAAGCGAAAUCGGCGGAUGACCUUUUUGGAGUUGAAGGUAGUUUCAAGAAACUGGAUAUCGAUUGAAAUCUGUAUCAUGUUAUCGCUUACCAUCGUGUAUAUUUUCUUUGAUUCACGAUACCUUCAUCAAUAAUAUAACGCGUACAGUAAAUUCUCUUUAUGGAGAAGAUAAUAAAAGUUGAAUGACAAUUUUUGUUACAUCAAUGUUUUAUCAACACUAUAGUAGUCUUAAUGCGCGCCGCGCGCGCUAUAUAACUGCAUAUAGGCUUAUAAAAUAUCAAUAUUGAAUAAAGAUCGGUUUUACUGAGGGUAGUCUCCUUUGAAAUGUUCUGGUCACGUUUCAUUGUUGACUUUAUGAAAGCAUAACUUUGCGGUUAAUUGUAUAUUUUGAAAUUCAAGUUCAUCACCAGAAAGUUAGCAAAUUUAUGCUUCAAAACUAGUUCAAGUCAAAUCAAAAAGCUGGUUCAACGAUGACGUAAUCGAGAUGCUUAUACAGUUAUUUUGACGUAUCUAAGUUUGUUCGGUUACUUGGUAACUUGACGAAACUUGAUCUUUAUUAAUUAAAUUUAAAAAAUCAAGUGCUAUGGCAAUCAUUUUCUACAAGUGUUGAACGCAUAAAUAGAGUAGAAUGAAACUUUUUCAAUAAGCUUUAUUCGAGAAAGCAUCGCGUUGUUUGUCUGUACUGGGAGUGGAAACGUAUAAAAACACGAAGCUUGUCCAAUCGCAGUCUCUUUUUAUUACGAGCAAUUAUUUCCGUCGGUAUAUUAUUAUAGCUGUAGUGAAUAAAGAAAUACUUUCUAAAUGAGAUAAUAAAAAUGAAUCGACUGUCAUUUGAAAAAGUACAAUUAAAUUACUAAAUAAUAAUCAAGCUGUUUUUAUACGAUAAUCGAGCAAGAAUACUAAACAUAGAUCGCAUGAUGUGCAUUAUAUAACACUAACUAUGUUUUCAA
Phymastichus coffea is the source of this 2922-nucleotide messenger RNA. RefSeq lists its product as uncharacterized. Gene Ontology annotation, molecular function: phosphatidylinositol bisphosphate binding. The record is from RefSeq and is a predicted model, not a curated record. The coding region runs from base 104 to 2038 and encodes 644 amino acids. NCBI's taxonomy places the organism in Eukaryota, Metazoa, Arthropoda, Insecta, Hymenoptera, Eulophidae. Gene Ontology annotation, cellular component: membrane. The transcript is spliced from 7 exons.